This is a messenger RNA of Gracilinanus agilis (Agile Gracile Mouse Opossum), 2246 nucleotides long. RefSeq names its product sodium/glucose cotransporter 1. The record is from RefSeq and is a predicted model, not a curated record. The transcript has 14 exons. The coding region runs from base 4 to 1863 and encodes 619 amino acids. NCBI's taxonomy places the organism in Eukaryota, Metazoa, Chordata, Mammalia, Didelphimorphia, Didelphidae. Gene Ontology annotation, biological process: transmembrane transport; sodium ion transport. Gene Ontology annotation, molecular function: D-glucose:sodium symporter activity. Gene Ontology annotation, cellular component: plasma membrane.
GCCAUGUUUUCGACUAAUCGUGGGACAGUUGGAGGCUUCUUCCUGGCAGGCCGGAGUAUGGUGUGGUGGCCGAUUGGUGCCUCCCUCUUUGCUAGUAACAUCGGCAGCGGUCACUUCGUGGGACUGGCUGGAACUGGGGCAGCAGCAGGCAUUGCCACAGGAGGCUUUGAAUGGAAUGCCCUGAUACUUGUGGUUGUCCUGGGAUGGGUGUUUGUUCCGAUCUACAUCAAGGCUGGGGUGGUGACAAUGCCAGAAUACCUGAGGAAGCGAUUUGGUGGGAAGCGGAUACAAAUCUAUCUGUCUGUCCUAUCUUUGCUCCUUUACAUUUUUACCAAGAUCUCGGCUGACAUCUUCUCAGGAGCCAUAUUUAUUAAUUUGGCUUUGGGGCUUGACUUGUACUUGGCCAUCUUUCUCCUCCUGGCCAUCACUGGUCUUUAUACAAUCACAGGGGGCCUGGCAGCUGUGAUCUACACAGACACCUUACAAACUGUGAUCAUGCUGGUGGGAUCCUUCAUCUUGACAGGUUUUGCUUUUAAUGAAGUUGGGGGCUAUGAAGCUUUCAUGGACAAGUACAUGAAAGCCAUUCCAAGCAAAGUCUCUGAUGGGAACAUCACUAUCAAGCCUGAGUGCUACACCCCGAGGGCAGAUUCAUUUCAUCUGUUCCGUGAUCCCAUCACUGGAGACCUCCCCUGGCCAGGCCUUAUCUUUGGUCUGGCCAUUCUUGCCCUGUGGUACUGGUGCACUGAUCAGGUCAUCGUGCAGAGGUGUCUCUCUGCCAAGAACAUGUCCCAUGUGAAGGCCGGUUGCAUAAUGUGUGGUUAUCUGAAGCUGCUGCCCAUGUUUCUUAUGGUGAUGCCUGGCAUGAUCAGUCGAAUACUCUACACAGAUAAGGUAGCCUGUGCCCUUCCUUCAGAGUGUGAAGCCCAAUGUGGGACCAAAGUAGGCUGUACCAACAUUGCCUACCCAACACUGGUGGUGGAACUCAUGCCGAAUGGUCUUCGUGGUCUGAUGCUUUCCGUCAUGUUGGCCUCCCUCAUGAGCUCCCUUACCUCCAUCUUCAAUAGUGCCAGCACUCUGUUCACUAUGGACAUCUAUACCAAAUUCCGGAAGAAGGCAUCUGAGAAGGAACUAAUGAUAGCAGGAAGAGUGUUCAUCCUGGUACUAAUUGGCAUCAGCAUCGCUUGGGUGCCUAUUGUGCAAUCGGCUCAGAGUGGGCAGCUAUUUGACUACAUCCAGUCUAUCACCAGUUACCUGGGGCCACCCAUCGCUGCUGUUUUCCUGCUUGCUAUUUUCUGCAAGAGAGUCAAUGAACCGGGUGCCUUUUGGGGGCUGAUUUUUGGACUCCUUAUUGGAUUGUCUCGAAUGAUCACUGAGUUUGCCUAUGGAACAGGCAGCUGUAUGGAGCCCAGCAACUGUCCCACGAUAAUUUGUGGUGUUCAUUACCUUUAUUUUGCCAUUAUCCUGUUUAUAGUCUCUGUCAUCACAAUUCUAAUAGUCUCCCUCUUGACCAAGCCCAUUCCAGAUGUGCAUCUUUACCGCCUGUGUUGGAGUUUGAGGAACAGCAAGGAAGAGCGAAUUGAUUUGGAUGCAGAUGAAGAGAAGGAACUUGCAGAUGUUUCUGAAGAAAAGUUGGAAAUUGACACAGAAGUCCCUCCAGAGGAUAAGGGAUGCUGCAGGAAGGCCUAUGACUUGUUCUGUGGACUGGAUCAGCAGAAAGGCCCCAAAAUGACCAAGGAGGAGGAGGCUGCCCUCAAGAUGAAAAUGACAGACACAUCAGAGAAGCCCUUGUGGAGAAAUAUUGUCAACAUCAAUGGCAUCAUUCUCUUGGCUGUGGCUGUCUUCUGCCAUGCUUACUUUGCAUAGAUUCAGCUGACUCUCUCCUUCAGACUAGGUUUCCAAAGUCCAGCCUUCCGUCCUUUCUCUAUCCAUUGGAUUCCAUGCAGCACUGUCAUGGAGAAGGAAAGAGAAAUACAGUUGUAAAUUAUAAUGAAUGAUAUGAGUGUACAUAUUUGUAAUUAGAGCCUAUACAAAUGAAAAUGACUUUUUAAAAUCUGAAACAAAAUGAUGGUGUACAUACUAAAGCAAGGGGGAAAGGCCACUUGAGUUUUCCUAGUAAUUUGGUAUGAUUCAAUUUGAUGGCAUCAACAUAUAUAAAAUACCUGCCUUUGUGCUAGGUGCUAGGGAUGUGAAAAUCUGAUGAAACAGUUCCCAAUAAUGGGCAGAUUUAGAGACUUUGGUUGCCAUGA